ACACACUGGGGGGAGUGCUGAGGUUUAGCUAGCCAAUUACCUAUUAAACUCACCGACUGCCAGUCUGGCCAAUAUACUGCACUAGAGGAGCAUUGCUUAAUGCUAGGUAGCUAACGAAUUGGCUAGCUAGCGAUUUAGCUAGCUCACUGAAGUAGGGCCCUAGUGUGUUUUUCCCAGUCUACAACUUGCCUUUGCCUGCCUAACUAUACUGCAGUCAUGACCGCGGCAGGAGAUUUUGGAAACCCUCUAAGGAAAUUUAAAUUAGUCUUUCUUGGCGAGCAGAGCGUGGGGAAGACAUCAUUGAUUACCAGGUUCAUGUACGACAGCUUCGACAACACCUACCAGGCCACAAUAGGAAUAGAUUUUUUGUCUAAAACCAUGUACCUCGAAGACAGAACAGUGAGACUGCAGCUUUGGGACACAGCCGGCCAGGAGCGCUUCCGGAGUCUGAUCCCUAGCUACAUACGAGAUUCCACCGUGGCUGUGGUAGUCUAUGACAUCACAAACGUCAACUCUUUCCAGCAAACCACAAAAUGGAUUGAUGAUGUCAGAACGGAGAGAGGAAGUGAUGUCAUAAUCAUGUUGGUGGGAAACAAGACUGACCUUGCAGACAAAAGACAGAUAACCACAGAGGAAGGGGAACAGAGAGCCAAAGAGCUGAAUGUUCUGUUUAUUGAAACAAGUGCAAAGACGGGCUACAAUGUCAAACAGCUGUUCCGACGCGUGGCCGCUGCCCUCCCUGGCAUGGAGAGCACACAGGACAAGAGCAGAGAAGACAUGAUUGAUAUAAAGCUGGAGAAGCCCCCAGAACAGCCCAUCAGCGAAGGAGGCUGCUCCUGCUAACUCUUUCACUCAUUCGCUCUCUCUCGUGUGCUUUGUUCUUGAUCCUUCUCACCCUGGUUUAUUCACUCCCCCUAUGUCUCUCUAUACUGCACCUUUUUCAUUCUGCUUGACUGCUCUCCCUCUGUCUGAACCCCUUGAAUCCUGACUCCUCCCCAGCCUGAAAGAGAAGAACACUACCUGUCCAUUCUUGUCGUCGUGGUAACCCGCUCUCACUGAGAUGACCUUAAGCUUAACAAGGCUAUUUGUGAAGGCUAUUUUAUUUCAGUUGAUCUUUCACUCUACUUUGGCAAAAUCCCCCCAAAAAUCAAGCACUGUAUCCUAUUUUUCUGUAGUACCGAAAUGUUUGGUUGCACAGUUGUCAAAUGAUGGCAGCCUGUGAGGGACCUAGACCCAUAGAUACUGAGUGGAAUGUUUCUGCCAUAAGUGGGUCCUAAACGGAUUAUUACAGUUUAGCAGCCCCCAAUCAAUAUCACUCACUGGGUGAAAGUUAAGCAUAACAACCUCCCUUUCUAAUGCCAGUCCCACCACAGAGCAGCCAUACAGUGUCACUUCACAGAAACAUGGCAUGACGAUACUAUAGGGAAACCACAAGAACUCACACACACAUAGUCCCACCACAGAGCAGCCAUACAGUGUCACUUCACAGAAACAUGGCAUGACGAUACUAUAGGGAAACCACAAGAACUCACACACACACACACACACAGUCCCACCACAGAGCAGCCAUACAGUGUCACUUCACAGAAUCAUGGCAUGACGAUACUAUAGGGAAACCACAAGAACUCACACACACAUAGUCCCACCACAGAGCAGCCAUACAGUGUCACUUCACAGAAACAUGGCAUGACGAUACUAUAGGGAAACCACAAGAACUCACACACACACAGUCCCACCACAGAGCAGCCAUACAGUGUCACUUCACAGAAACAUGGCAUGAUGAUACUAUAGGGAAACCACAAGAACUCACAAACACAUAGUCCCACCACAAUGACGUGACAUUAUACAACACAAGGGCAGUCUCACUACCACUACACGACAGUCCUUAAUUUGUCCCUUACUUUUCCUCACAAAUGAAUGAAGGCUAUCUUCACCUUGGCUGCCAUUUUUCUAUUAUCUCUUGGUUAGGUCUUUACUUUUUUCUAAAGAGUACAAUUAUUAUCAUAGAUGAAAAUAUAUUGCUUUGGAGAACAGUAGUGUUUACGAAAAGAUUUUUGUAUAUUGAAAUAAGUAUCAAAUUCAACACAAACCCAACUUCAUAAUAUAUGCAGACAUGCCUUUUAAAAGUGUUAAUUGUAGAGGGCUUCCAUGGUUUAGGGUUUUCCUAGCUUUGUUAGGUUUGUUAUAAUAUUGACACUUUAGAGUAAUUUCUUUUCUUUGCUUGUUUUUGUUUUGAUCUUUUGUUUAAUGAUAAUUAUUUUACAUGUUCAUUUAAUAAUGACUUGUAAUAUUUAUUUCUAAUAGAUCAUGUUUCUUCAUUUGUAUUAUUGUUAAUACUAUUAUUGUUGGGAUGAUCCCUAAACGGCUAAGAGUAUUUUGUCAACCACCUGAUUUUCAAACGUGUCCCAGCUCUUCUGGUGACAUCACUACCCCUCUACUCCACCCCAAAAUGCAAAUUUAACUGAAGAAAAAACAGUGCAAUGUUUGUAUUUUUUGGGGAGGAAAGUCCACUUUUUUUUGGAAGUCUCUUAGUUCGUAACCUUUUUUCUUUGAAAUGGUUUUAACUGGAUGUUAGAGGUAAACUGUAACUGCUUUGCGCCGCCACGUCUCUGUGCAAUGAAGCGCAUAAUUUGCACUGCUAGAAUUCAUCAGUGUCUUAUCAACAUCCCCAAGAAAGGUCUGCAUUUAGUAACUGAAAUGUUUUUGAUGGUUGAAUAAUAAAUUGAUAAAUACUAGACAAGGCAAUCUGGAAA
Oncorhynchus gorbuscha (pink salmon) is the source of this 2753-nucleotide messenger RNA. Its product is annotated as ras-related protein Rab-6A. The record is from RefSeq and is a predicted model, not a curated record. The transcript has 8 exons. Bases 217 to 843 code for a protein of 208 amino acids. NCBI's taxonomy places the organism in Eukaryota, Metazoa, Chordata, Actinopteri, Salmoniformes, Salmonidae. Gene Ontology annotation, molecular function: GTPase activity; GTP binding.